GUUUUGGAUUUAAUGUAAUUCUAUUUUAAAAUCGAAUUUUCUUCCAAUUUAAAUUUCGAAUAAAUCCAUUCAAAUAAAAAUUCGCGAUAAGUCAAGUGCAACUCAUGCAUGAUGUCUAUCUUUAGUAUAAAGGCUCCAAAAUCCUACAAAAGACGAGUCAAGUCCCCCACUCUCGGCGCGCGCGUGUCGCCUCGUCUAUUUGCGUAGCGGAGGCUCCACCUUUCAAGCAUUGCAGUGACCUCAGCAGUGGGCUGAAUUGAGCUGGGUGGGAUUUUCAGUCUCGAAUUCUCAAACGCGCAUUCAAGGAUCCCGAUUUAACGGUGUAUGUGAAGGGUUUUACCGGCGUGAGUUAAACGGUGCGGGUUCGCGUUCGUGUUUGCGUGCAUCUGACGAUAGGGAUCAAAUAAACGAGGAAUGUGGGAUUUACAGAAUGCCCAACAGCGUUGGAAAGAGAUUUAAACCCACCAAAUACAUCCCGGUGUCCACUGCCGCCACUCUUCUGGUUGGAUCCACUACUUUGUUCUUUGUUUUCACGUGUCCGUGGUUAACCAAGGCUAUCUCCCCUGUUGUGCCUCUAUACAAUGGCAUCGUCUUCCUCUUUGUGCUGGCCAACUUCAGCAUGGCCACCUUCAUGGAUCCAGGAGUCUUCCCCAGAGCGGACGAAGACGAAGAUAAAGACGACGAUUUUCGUGCUCCGCUUUACAAAAACGUGGAGAUAAAGGGCAUUCAAGUGCGAAUGAAAUGGUGCGCCACGUGCCACUUCUACAGACCUCCACGCUGCUCGCAUUGCAGUGUGUGCGACAACUGUGUAGAGGAGUUUGACCACCACUGCCCGUGGGUGAACAACUGCAUCGGUCGGAGGAAUUAUCGAUAUUUCUUUUUGUUCCUGUUGUCUCUUAGUGUUCACAUGGUGGGCGUGUUUUCCUUCGGCCUGCUGUUUGUGUUACACCACCUGGAAAAUUUAAGUGCGCUCCACACAACUGUAACUCUGGUGGUUAUGUGUGUGGCCGGACUGUUUUUCAUUCCAGUUGUGGGUCUCACUGGAUUUCACAUGGUUCUAGUGACCCGAGGACGCACCACAAACGAACAGGUAACAGGAAAGUUCAGAGGAGGAGUGAAUCCCUUCACUCGGGGUUGCUGUGGCAACGUGAAGCAUGUCUUGUGUAGUCCGCUUGUACCAAGAUACGUUUCUGAUCCCAGAAAGAAAACACCUGUCACUAUCAAACCACCGUUCCUCCGUCCUGACCUCCCCAACCACCACGUCACCGUAAAAGUCAGCGACAAUGGUAUCCAUAGCAACGUCUUUCUAACCAAAUCCAAGACCAGCCUGGAUGGCGUGGAUGAUAAAAGUUUAGUCGUACAGCCACCAUUGCCACCUAAAGCAGACCGCUACAACCAGCUCAAGAGUUCACUCGCUUCCAGUGAAGAGAGUUCCCUAUCCAGCAAACCCACCAAUCCAUCCACCCCAGCAAUGUACAAAUACAGACCAUCCUUCGGCACCAUGCCCAAAGUGCACUAUCACGCAACAGGAGAGAAGAUCAUAAUGUCUGAAAACGGUAAACCCUCUUCAGUUUUAGAAGAGAGAGGUCACGAUUACCGUUCAGAGCCAAAUCUGGAUCUGCCGGACUACCGUAGCCCAUCUCUCCAUCGAACAUACCAGUCCUCCCCUUUCCAGCUUGACUCCUUCAGCACCACGUCUCGCUCGUUCAGUCUUAAACAGGGAGUAAACAGGUCUGACCGUGGACCGCUAGCCGACGGCAAACCUGAAACGGUCACCUCAACCCCUCACAAAGGAGUCUUUUCCCCUGGAACCCUGUCUGGACGUAACGGCAGUCUCUCCUACGAUAGCUUGCUGACCCCCAGUAUGACACCUUCCGUGGGUGAGUGUGCCGCCCACCCAGGUGUGCCCUCAAUGGGAUUUCACUCACCCUACCUGCCCACUAAAAUGUGCCACGUUCGAGGGCCCGAGUUUCAACGGCAUGCCGGCCCAUCAUCCUACAGCCCUGUGCAUGUUGGUGCGAUGUACGGCCGCCAGUCGCCACACUCAAGAGACCGAGAGCGAGACCCCUCCCCAGUACGUUAUGACAACCUCUCCAAAACCAUCAUGGCCUCCAUCCAGGAGAGAAAAGAGCUCGAGGAGAGAGAGAAGCUCAUGCACACUCAAGCAUCAAUGGCUUACGCCAACGAUUCGGGUGUGUUCGAUACCUGUUCUGGGGCCGCCUAUGGACUUCCACACGGGGUGUGCUACCCUGAUGGCCCCAGAGGUCCCGGCUCCAGAGAGCCCACUCCUCCCGUGUGCGGGUCUCGGGAUAACUUGAUAGGAGUUGUGGGAUACCCUCCCCGAACCCCUGCUCUUCGUUCCUCUAACUCCUCGCUGAUCAGAGCGCCGAGGACUUCCACGACUUCUCUCCACACAGAUGGAAGCAAUGGAGGAAAUAUGCAGGGACGAACGACAGAAACUCAAUAUCGCUCUCCGUUACACCAGACGCGUCAGUCCCCAACCACUGUGCCCCGAUCUCCCUCAUACACGCACCAGAAGGUCGCCUUUAUUACCGCCCUGGAGAGGGCUGAGUCACCACAUCUGGGUACAAGAGAGGACCGUGGUCAAGGUAAAGUCAACGGACAACUAAAGCACGGCCUAGCACGUGACUGCCAUCUAGGGACACCGUCAGGAACUCCACUGAGUCCCAGCAGACACACCAAUGUCAAAAAAGUCACAGGCGUUGGUGGAACUACAUAUGAGAUUUCCGUUUGAUGGAAAGGAAAGCUGUACGCUCCCUGGAAGGAAAAGCACUGCCAUGGCAAAUCCAUCUUCAGUUGUACUCAAGGAAAGUCUGUUUAUUGUUUUAUAAAAUUAUACUUUGACUGACCAGUCAAAAAAGACACUGUGACUGGUCUCAUGGAAGAAGAUGGCCGGCAACUUUCCAUGUGGCCCAGUGUAAAAUAUAAUAUAACAGAUGCCGCUUCGACAAAGGAGCCUCUUGUGGAGCAUUCAGGUCACAUAGAGAUCACACACACACA
Messenger RNA from Misgurnus anguillicaudatus (oriental weatherfish), 3021 nucleotides. It is a transcript of the gene zdhhc8b, whose product is annotated as zDHHC palmitoyltransferase 8b. Gene Ontology annotation, molecular function: palmitoyltransferase activity. The record is from RefSeq and is a predicted model, not a curated record. Gene Ontology annotation, biological process: protein palmitoylation. Lineage: Eukaryota; Metazoa; Chordata; Actinopteri; Cypriniformes; Cobitidae.